AUGAAGCUGGAAGCUUUGGCUUGGUUGUUUUGUCCGACGUCAAUUGCUGUGUCUUGUAUUGCAGUGAUCCUUGUGUAUUUAUUGAUCCCUUCACCUCGCGACCGUGCCGUACAGCAUCUGCCGAGCCCCGAGCCGAAUUAUCCAAUCCUGCGGAAUUCCCUUGAGCUUUACAAGGUACAAAAGUCUGGCAAGUUUCUCGACUGGGUUUUUAAGUAUUGCCACAAGUACCAAGGCAAGCCGUGGUGUAUUCAUGCCAUGGGCAAGGAACCGUGUGUUGUGCUCUGCUGUCCCGAAGCGUUUGAGGAUGUCGUGAAGACGCAAUUUGACGCAUUCGACAAAAGCCCCAAUGUUGCAGAAGCAAUGUUGGAUGUGUUGGGUCAUGGAAUCUUUGCUGUCAGUGGACCUCUAUGGCUACGUCAACGCAAGAUUGCGAGUCAUCUGUUCACAGCACAAAUGAUACAGUAUGCCAUGGAAGUGGUGGUUCCUGCAAAGGGCGAGGAGCUGGUGAAGCGCCUCGACGAGAUAUGUCAAAAGGAGAACGAAGAUGAGCGCGUCGUGAACAUAAAGCGACUGCUGGAGUUGUACACGAUGGACAUAUUUGCAAAAGUCGGGUUUGGUGUCGAUUUGCAUGGUGUGCAGUUCAACCAGAACGCUGAGCCACUCGAUGCGUUUCAGCGAAUGUCUGUGCGGAUUUUAAAACGGAUUCAGCAACCGAUGUGGAUUUGGAAGUUCCUGCGCUGGCUGAACGCCGGACCGGAGAAACAAUUUGCCGAAGACAUUAAGAUAAUGGAUGAGUUUGUGUAUAGUGUCAUCUGCCGCUCGAUCGAAGAGAAGAAGAAGCCAAAGGGAUCGAUUGCGAAUUGUCGAAAAGACCUUAUUUCACUCUUUAUCGAGAAAUGGGAGAUGGAGUUUACUAAUGGCGUGCACACGACGAACGACCUGAAAUUAAUGCGAGAUUUUGCAGUAAGUCUUUUAGCAGCUGGACGAGAGACAACAGCGACCACAAUAUCGUGGGUGAUUUUAAUGCUGAACAGAUAUCCAAAGGUUCUAGAGCAAGUCCGUCACGAGCUGAAAAACAAGCUACCAGACCUUGCAAGUGGAAAAAUGUGUACUCCAAGUCUAGAAGACAUUCAGCCUCUUGUCUAUCUCGAAGCUACUAUUCGAGAAACCUUGCGAUUGUUUCCUGUUGUAACGGUUACUGGACGCUCUGCGACUCGGGAUGUUUGGCUCUACGAUGGCACAUUUAUCAAAGCAGGAACGCGAGUAAUUUUACCCCAUUAUUCAAUGGGCCGCAUGACGACCGUAUGGGGUCCGGACGCGAAUGAAUUUAAACCAGAACGUUGGCUCGAUUCGACUAUGAACCGAACCAAAGCGGCGUCACCAUUCAAGUUCAGUGUUUUUCUUGGUGGACCUCGUAUUUGUUUGGGGAUGAAAUUUGCUCUCUUGGAGAUGAAAAUCACUCUUGCCAAGCUAUUGAGUCAUUUUGACUUGAAGACAGUCAACGAUCCGUUUGAGUUGACAUAUGGUUCAUCCAUAACACUGCAGAUCAAAGGACCAUUGGACGUGAUGGUGUCGCACUUGACAAAGUAA
This is a messenger RNA of Peronospora belbahrii, 1590 nucleotides long. The record is from the annotation of a GenBank genome assembly. NCBI's taxonomy places the organism in Eukaryota, Oomycota, Peronosporomycetes, Peronosporales, Peronosporaceae.